This is a messenger RNA of Nerophis lumbriciformis (worm pipefish), 411 nucleotides long. NCBI's taxonomy places the organism in Eukaryota, Metazoa, Chordata, Actinopteri, Syngnathiformes, Syngnathidae. The record is from RefSeq and is a predicted model, not a curated record.
AUGUCCUGUUACAGCAGUGUGAUCCGCGUGGAUGCAUCAUCUGCGGACCUAGCACCUCAAGAACCACUGCAUCUGAUCCCCUGUGAGAUUGAACACAAUGGACCUGCACAGAUCUCUCAGUACUUUAAUGCUGCCAUAAAGGAGCGUAAACACGAGAUGACUGUUUCAUUUCGGGGUCGAGGCCUUAAAGGGCAGUACAUUACCUGUCCGCAAGGCUACACUGGCAUUGUACUCAAGGAGCUCAACAAGCCCGGUUCGGAUCAGGAGGACAGGACCCUGACGAUAGCUUCCUUGUUUGACAAGCUGACCUACUGGAACCUCGAGACACCUCCUAACUCAGAUGAUGCGGUGGUGAUGGCGAUGGAUUGGCCUGAGCUUGCUGAAGCGAUUCAUGGAGCAGUGGAAGAUUAA